Messenger RNA from Pyrus x bretschneideri (Chinese white pear), 2550 nucleotides. Its product is annotated as PR5-like receptor kinase. The transcript has 10 exons. Gene Ontology annotation, biological process: protein phosphorylation. Gene Ontology annotation, molecular function: protein kinase activity; ATP binding. NCBI's taxonomy places the organism in Eukaryota, Viridiplantae, Streptophyta, Magnoliopsida, Rosales, Rosaceae. Bases 134 to 2254 code for a protein of 706 amino acids. The record is from RefSeq and is a predicted model, not a curated record.
UCAUGCAAAAGAUCAAACAGGUUGGGCACGCUAUAAGCCUAUGUACAGCCCCCCUUGGCUCCUAAGUUUAUCAUGAAAUCAUAAGUUCAAGCUAACUAGCAACAAGCAGGCAAUUAAGAUAUAUUCAACGACGAUGAUGAAAUGCCUAGUAGCUUCCCUUCUCGGCCUCACCAUGGCCAUCCUCUUCUUCUCAGGUGCACAUGCAGCGAAAAUGACUUUCACAAACAAUUGCCCAAACACUGUUUGGCCAGCAACCCUAACCAGUGGCCAAAAACCUCAAUUAUCAACCACCGGGUUCAAACUAGCAUCCCAAGCUAGCCAGUCAAUGGACGCUCCAUCCCCUUGGUCGGGUCGCUUAUGGGCCCGAACCAGAUGCUCCACAAACGCCACUGGAAAAUUCUCUUGUGAAACUGCAGACUGUGGCUCUGGUCAGGUUGCAUGCAACGGCGCAUACGCAGUUACACCGACAACUUUAGUAGAAAUCACAAUCGCAGAAAACGGGGGUCAAGAUUUUUACGAUGUUAGCCUUGUUGACGGCUUCAACUUGCCCAUGUCUGUUGCCCCACAAGGCGGCACCGGUGAGUGUCAGACCUCGACUUGCCAUGUGAAUGUUAACGCGGCAUGCCCGAUUGAGUUACAAGUGAAAGCGGCUGAUAAGAGUGUCAUCAGUUGCAUGAGCGCUUGCAUGGCGUUCAACGAGUCGCAGUACUGCUGCACUCCACCGAAUGAUGUGCCAAGUACAUGUCCUUCCACGAAUUACUCUCAGUUCUUUAAGAAGCAGUGCCCUGAAGCUUAUAGCUACGCUUAUGAUGAUCAAACCAGCACAUUUACCUGUAAUGGCGGACCUGACUACAUCAUUACAUUCUGCCCAAAUGGUAUGUCUACUGCCAACCACAAUACAAAUAAUGUGACAAUUCCACCAACACCGUCCCCACUAACACCGUCCCCACUUUACCAACCGCCCAUUUCGUCAGGUGCACCUUCCUCAUUGCCUAAACCGUUAGGUGCACCUUCCUCAUUGCCUAAACCGCCAGGUGCACCUUCCUCAUUGCCUAAACCGUCAGGUAAAGGAAAGCCCAUAAAGUUAAUUGUGAGCCUUACAAUUGUUUGUUUUAACGGUGUAUUGGGUGCCAUAGUGUUCGGUUUGUGCAGGAUGAGAGCUAAGCAAAAAGGACACAUCAAAUUAACCAGGGAACGCAUCAAAUUAACAAGGGACAACCUACAAGAAUAUAUAGGAGGAAAACAUGAUCUGUCUGAGCUACGGAUCUAUGAUUUUGAUAGCAUAUUAGUUGCUACGGACAAUUUCAGCACAGAAAACAAACUUGGGCAAGGAGGUUUUGGUCCAGUUUAUAAGGGUAAGCUAGCAGAAGGGAAGGAAAUAGCAGUAAAAAGACUAUCCAGUACCUCAGGGCAAGGUGUAGUAGAGUUCAAGAAUGAAAUGUUGUUGAUCUCCAAUCUCCAACACAAAAAUCUGGUCAGAAUCAUGGGUUGCUGUGUUAAAGAGGACGAGAAGUUACUGAUUUACGAGUUCAUGCCAAACAAAAGCUUGGAUACUUUUCUUUUCGAUUCGAUGAGAAGAGCAGUGCUUGAUUGGGGUACACGUUUCAAUAUUAUUCAAGGAGUUGCUAGAGGGCUUGUUUAUCUCCAUCAUGAUUCCUAUUUGAAGGUAAUACAUAGAGAUCUAAAAGUGAGCAACAUUCUCUUGGAUGAGAAAAUGAACCCAAAAAUUUCAGAUUUUGGAUUGGCACGUUCGGUUGAAGGGACACAGAAUUUAGAAAAUACUCAGAGGGUUGUGGGAACACGCGGAUAUAUGUCUCCAGAGUAUGCCAUGGGUGGAAUAUUUUCUCAAAAAUCUGAUGUCUACAGCUUCGGGAUCUUGGUAUUGGAGAUUAUUAGCAGCAAGAAGAAUACCGCCUUCUAUAUCUAUGAUCAACAGCUAGGCUUACUAGCCUAUGCAUGGCAGUUAUGGAAGGAAGGCAGGGAAUUGGAGUUGGUAGAUGAAAUGUUGGCGGCUGAUUCAUAUUCAGCUCCAGAAGUAAUGCAAUGUGUGCAUAUUGGGCUGCUUUGUGUACAGGACAAUCCGACGGAUAGGCCGAGCAUGCCGGAUGUAAUUUUUAUGCUAAAUGGUUCCACAACUGUAAUUGGUGGUCCACAACCUAAGAAGCCUCUAUUCACAAUCCAAAACUCAGUCUCUCAUCCUCAACCACAGCCUUCGAAUAAUGAAGCUACAAUGACAAUGAUUGAAGGACGCUAAAUAUAUGCUCCUGACAGUGGUGGUUGGGAUUUGCUGAUCUACGUGAAUUUGGGUUGUGUUUGCUAGGAUUUGUAGUCACGUCGUAUAAUUUUUUGUUUGCUUUCUUUUGAUGGUGCCUAGCUAAGCUUGGCCAGUCCUGCUUGCUUCUGCGGCAAGAUGCUGAAACUGUAGUUAUAUUUUUUAUUUGGAGGGAAUUAGAGAGGAUUAGUUAUGAAGGAAAUUCAUCUUUGUAAUCCGACAUUACGGAGAGAUUGAAACUCAUAAGUUUUCUUUAUGAGUAAUUGAUCCUUUACAUU